CUGGGAGAAAGCUGUCAUGGCGGGAUGUUUCGAAGCGAUACAGAGACCAGUGUCCAGUCUGUCUCUGAACUCCAGUGUGAAGGUCAAACUGGUCAGUGCUGGUUUCCAGUUCACUGCAGACCUGCUGCACGUGACAGCGACACAACUGAGCUCAGAGGCGUGUGUGUCCCAGCAGGAGGCGCUGGAGGUGCUGCGGGCGGUGAGCAGAGAUGGAGGAGGUGUAGCGUCUCUCAGCGCUCUGGAGCUUUUGCAGAAGGAGGAGGACGAGCAGAGGAGCAUCAUCACCUUCUCCUCGCAGCUCGACACCGCGCUCCGAGGAGGACUUCCUGUCGGGAAAACCACGGAAAUCUGUGGAGCGCCCGGAACCGGAAAAACACAACUGUGCCUGCAGCUGGCCGUGGACGUUCAGGUGCCGCCAUGUUUCGGGGGCAUCGGAGGUCAGGCGGUUUUCAUCGACACUGCGGGAAGCUUCCUGCUGCAGAGAGUCGUCGACAUCGCCGCCGCUGCCGUCCAACACUGCUCCCUAUUGGUCGAAGAUGACGAACAACGAGUAGCCAUGACAACCUUCAGUGUAGAAAACAUCCUGUCCAACAUCUUUCUGGUGCGUUGCCAUGACUACGUGGAGCUGCUGGCAGAGCUCCAGCUGCUGCCUGACUUCCUGGCUGAGCACCCCAGGGUCCACCUCCUGGUGAUUGACAGCGUGGCGUUUCCUUUCCGGCAGCACUUUGGCGAGCUGUGGCAGAAGACACGCCUCCUCAAUGGCCUCGCCCAGAAUCUCAUCGCAAUGGCAACCAGCCACAGCUUGGCCGUGGUGUUGACCAAUCAGAUGACCACACGCCUGCAAGGCAGCAGAUCACAGCUGGUCCCCGCCCUUGGGGAGAGCUGGGGCCACGGCCCUAACAUCAGGAUCCUCUUUCACUGGGCGGGGCCAAGACGGUUGGCGGCCAUCUUUAAAUCUUCUGGUCACAUGGACUGUGCCGUCCAAUACCAAAUCACCUCAGAGGGAUUCAGGGACGCCGACCAAUCAGAACUGCCUCAGAGCAAACGCCCACGAACACACAGCCCCCAAUCGGCUGGCAGCAAGACAGAAACCAGCUCCUGAUUGGUCAGAGACUGUCAGCCAAUCAGAAUCCAAGAUGACUUGUUUGCAAUUAAAAAAGUAAAUAUUUCUAAAAAAU
Messenger RNA from Labrus mixtus (cuckoo wrasse), 1178 nucleotides. RefSeq names its product RAD51 paralog C (gene rad51c). The transcript has 4 exons. The record is from RefSeq and is a predicted model, not a curated record. Bases 17 to 1102 code for a protein of 361 amino acids. Gene Ontology annotation, biological process: reciprocal meiotic recombination; meiotic DNA recombinase assembly; DNA repair. Gene Ontology annotation, cellular component: replication fork; Rad51C-XRCC3 complex; Rad51B-Rad51C-Rad51D-XRCC2 complex. Lineage: Eukaryota; Metazoa; Chordata; Actinopteri; Labriformes; Labridae. Gene Ontology annotation, molecular function: ATP-dependent DNA damage sensor activity; four-way junction DNA binding; ATP binding.